Paramecium sonneborni is the source of this 819-nucleotide messenger RNA. The record is from the annotation of a GenBank genome assembly. Lineage: Eukaryota; Ciliophora; Oligohymenophorea; Peniculida; Parameciidae.
AUGUAUUACUAAAUUGCACAACUAUCUUAUUCUAGUUUUCUUUUUAUGAUUCAAGUUCUUUUUGUUUGUAUCAUUAGAAGAAGAAAUCGGAGUUAAAAUCAAGUGUUCUCUGAGUAUUUUUAUAUAUAGAGUAGGCCACCAUAAUUAAGUUAAUUUGCACCAGCACUUAAACGAAAAGAGAGUACAAGAAAGUCUUCAGUCAUAAUAAGUUCUACAAUUAGAAAGAGUGUUUAAUAAUAUAGGAAUAGUACAAUAAAAGUAGAAGGAGGAGAGGAUCCUCCAUCUUUAUCUAUGGGAAUGAAUUCCAAUCAUUACAUCAAAGCAAUAAUGAAAGAGUAGAAAUUGUAGAGGAAGAAAUCAAUAAAAAUUGAAUCUCCUAAUAGUACUAUAUUGCAAGUUUAAUUUCCUCAAAACAAAUCUCAAACAGAAAACCCAGAGAGUCAAAGAGAUCCAUUUUAAGAAUUAAUUGGGGAUCAAAAACCUUAAUUAGAUAAAAUUGAUAUAAUGAUUUUUAUAGUCUAUUAUGUAGAGCGUAUUGGAUUUGAGUUGGGAUUGAUCUUAUUACUUUGGAAUUUUGAUGUUAACUAUUAUAUUUUUAUUCCGAUUUCCUUAUUUGUAGGUGUAGUUAUGAGAAUAUAAGAGAAGUUUGGAUAUCGAAUGAUUUAAAUGAUUGUUUUAGUUCUAAUUCAUGGACUUCUAAUACUUGAAACUUACCUUAUAAUAUCAGAUGAAUAUGUUACAUUCUGUUAUUUAAUUGUUUUGGGAAUAGAAACUGUAUUUAGUAUAAUAUCCUAUAUACUACUGAAAAAAUGCAAAUGA